AGCAAAUAUUUCUAAGAGCAUAUGUCAGAAUUAUCGUGUUGCUCAGAGUAGUAUACACGUAACUAAGCCAAACAAAUAGUUCACUACACACUCUCACUAUUGUUUAUAUUCAAUACGUGAACGUAGAAGUAUUUAUACGCUUUUUGUGCUUGAUAUUGGUUGCGAAAUAAUACAGAACGUAAUUGUCAAUCCAACGUCCAUUUAAAACUCAAAUUAACACUUUCGGAAAACUGCUAACGUUCAAAUUCCCAAUCAUAACAACUCGAUAAAGGAAGAAAUAUUUUAAUACAUACAUAUAAUUUAAAGCAAAUUGUCAGAUUUCCAACUUGUUAAUCCAUACAUGCAUAUGUAUGUGUGUAUAUGGUAACCGUAUUAUGCAAAACAACCAGCUAACGGUAUGAGGCUUUCGUGAAAUCCAGAUGAUUUGAACCAAGAUAAAAUACCGCUCAACCGUUGUAGUUAGGUGAAAAAUCAAUAUUAGAAAAACUUAAUGUGUAGCACAUCCCAUAAAUUCCAUAGAUAUUUAAAAUAAAUGAGUGUUGUCAAAUAAUCAGAACAUAACAACCGUUGGAUGGCACCUUGGAACUGGAGAAACCCUUGCACAUCAGCAUCAACUGACAGUGAUGACUCGAAUCAAACACCACCGCCUAGACGUAAACAUAAGGAAAAUGAGUUGAACAAAAGUUCUUUACAUUCUGAAAAUGGCGGUAAAAUGUACAGUAAUUUUACAAAUAACAUUUAUCAAAAUCCAAAAACAAACGCAACAACCAAAUUCACAACGCCGAUAUUAUUCUCAACAAAUCGUGGUCUUCACUUACGUGUUGCGAAACCCAUCUCCAAAUCCAAUGUAGAUUCUGCGGCCAGUGUGUAUGGAAACUUUGCUGGUGCUAAGGGCGGGGAUUUGCCUAGCGGAGUUGAUGAUAUAAGUUUAUCCGCAAGCAGUGAUUAUGAAAUAAAUUUCUGUGAUUUGGAACGUUGGAGCACAAAUCGCGCCAACACAAUUUGCUUGGAGGACACCUUUAUAGUGUCUAGACGCAACAACAGUCUGCCCAGUCCUAAUUUAUCACCAGUGGACAACAAUUGCGGCAUUAAUAGAAAGAUGCAGCGCAGUGGAAGCAUAUUUUGUGUGCCUAGCGGCAGUCGGCACGCACUCGUAAUGCCGCAGAGAAGCCUUUAUCAACGAAGCACAAGUAUACAAAGCAGCUUUGAACGCUUUGGCCUCCAAUAAAGCGAUUUUAAAGUAGUAAACUAGUUACUGAAACUUGUAAAUUCAUAUUCAAGUUUUCUUUUUUUUUCAAUUUUGCAUAAUAAAUAAAUAAUU
Molecule: messenger RNA, 1321 nt
Organism: Ceratitis capitata (Mediterranean fruit fly)
Lineage: Eukaryota; Metazoa; Arthropoda; Insecta; Diptera; Tephritidae
Exons: 2
Coding region: 572-1228 (218 amino acids)
Source: RefSeq, a predicted model, not a curated record